Messenger RNA from Salvia miltiorrhiza (redroot sage), 1402 nucleotides. RefSeq names its product transcription factor MYB58. The coding region runs from base 411 to 1064 and encodes 217 amino acids. The transcript has 3 exons. Lineage: Eukaryota; Viridiplantae; Streptophyta; Magnoliopsida; Lamiales; Lamiaceae. The record is from RefSeq and is a predicted model, not a curated record.
ACGUAAAUAGGCAAAACUAAACUUUCUAACAAUUUAGGUAUCUCUAUUGAUUUUAGAAUAAAGAAAAAACAAUAUUAUUUUCCAUAUCCAUACGACUCCAAAUGUAAAUUUAUUUUGGUGAUUUGUAAUUUAAACAAUGAAUAUUCUGAAAAAAAUGAGGCGAUCGAUAUAGAGAAUCUUCCAAAAGCGGCAGUGAGGAAUUAUGGGUAUUCAAGUCUUCUGUAAUUAUCCUCCAAUCACAAAUAAAGAAUAGUAAAUUGGAAAAUCCGCUGUGUUUCUAUAUAUAUAUAGUGAGAAGGUAAAGUGGUGAAAGAAUCCAGCAUGCAACAACACUCGAGGCUACUUCUACCUUAGAUUUCUGUGUCUAGACAUUUUCUUCUUCUUCUUAGAGAGAGAGAGAGAGAGAGAGAAUGGGCGGAGGCAGAGCCCCUUGCUGCGAUAAGACAAAGGUGAGGACCGGCCCAUGGAGCCCUGCAGAGGACUUGAGGCUUAUAAAUUUCAUCCAAAAACAUGGUCACAGUAACUGGCGCGCGCUCCCUAAACAAGCCGGUCUAUUGCGAUGUGGAAAGAGUUGUCGGUUGAGGUGGAUUAAUUACCUAAGACCUGACGUCAAACGAGGCAACUUCACACCCGAAGAAGAAAAUACAAUAAUCCAACUCCAUAAUUCUAUUGGAAACAAGUGGUCGAAGAUCGCAUCUUGUCUGCCGGGAAGAACCGACAACGAGAUCAAGAAUGUGUGGAACACACACUUGAAGAAGAGAGGCAAUUGCAAGAAGAAGAGCGAUGAUGAAGACUCUAGUCCUGCUGAAAAACAAGCAGCCUCUUCGGUGUCGCACAGCCCUAAACAUGCGUUGCCGGAGGUGGGAGACGACGACGACUUCUGGCACGUGCUGGCUCCAUUAUUACACGAUGACGAUGAUGAUAAUGUUGGUGCAGAAGAGGUCGAAAUUGGCAAGUGGUUGAGAAUCUUGGAAAAUGAACUCGGACUAUCUGGUGAUGCCCAACCAGAAAUUCUUGUGGAUUUUUCUGCUUCUCAAUCUGAUCAUCACUAUCUCGGCAUCUAGAGCCAACCUACCAACCAUUUUCCCCUUCCUUUUUCACUUUUAACAACUAUACAUAUAUACACACACUAGUCCAAGUCCAAGUCUACACUUUGCACUAAUUUCCAACCAACACACUUUAAACUACCUACUUACAUGUCUCUCUUAGCUCUAUCUAUAUGUUUUUUAUUUUCUUUUCUUUUUAACGUUAUCUAAGUGAUAACUAGCUACUUAGGUGUCCGGAUGGGAGGUCGCAUUGCUCCUACAUUUUAGUUUCAUCCAUUAAAUGUGUAUUCAUCCUAAUUAAUUUGGUGAUGUGAUGAUACCGAUCGAAAUGAUAUUAUAAAGCAAGUAUUAUAUUA